Molecule: messenger RNA, 2544 nt
Organism: Cheilinus undulatus (humphead wrasse)
Lineage: Eukaryota; Metazoa; Chordata; Actinopteri; Labriformes; Labridae
Product: protocadherin alpha-C2-like
Exons: 1
Biological process (GO): homophilic cell-cell adhesion
Cellular component (GO): plasma membrane
Molecular function (GO): calcium ion binding
Source: RefSeq, a predicted model, not a curated record
UGGUCUAACCGUGAAAACAGCGCUUUCUUUCCAGAUCCUUGUUUUGGGCGUUCGUUAAAAGAGGACGUUAUAUUUCAGUUUCAGCACCUUCAAGGCUUCAAGAUGGCGAACCAAACCCGUUCGGUGUUUGGGAGAGGGUGCGUUUCCGGAUUUAUCUUUCUUUCUGCCAUCAUGAACAUGGUAUUCUCUGUCACUCAUUAUUCUGUUCCUGAAGAAAUGGAGGAAGGCUCUAUCGUUGCUAAUUUAGCAACAGACCUGGGACUGGACGUGAAGACACUUAAGGGAAGAAAAAUGCGCGUUGAUGUAGUGGGAAGUAAAAAAUACCUCGACAUCAGCCAGGACACUGGGGAGCUUUAUAUUUUCGAAAGGAUCGAUAGGGAGUUUUUCUGUCCCUUAAAGAGUACUACAUCAUGUCUUUUAAGAUUAGACGCCAUAAUUGAAAACCCUGUACGAAUGUUUAAUAUUGAAGUGGAAAUCACGGACAUCAAUGACAACGCUCCUCAUUUUCGGAGGGGGACGAUGCAUUUGGACAUUUCUGAGUCCAGCCCUGUUGGAGAAAGAUUCUCACUGAAUAACGCAGCAGACCCGGAUGUUGGAGCGAAUUCAGUGAAAAACUACCACCUGAGCUCGAGUGAUCAUUUCUCCAUUGAGAUUCAGACAGGAAGAGACGGGACAAAGUUCGCUGAUUUGGUACUGAAAAAAGCUUUAGACAGAGAGCAGCAGGCUGUUCAUAAUCUCAUUCUCACUGCUGUCGACGGUGGAGUUCCCACGCGCACAGGUACAGCCAGCAUCAUUGUCCGCGUGCUCGAUGUGAACGACAACGCCCCUUCAUUUGACAAAGACAAAUACGUGGUAGAGGUGAUGGAAAACUCUCCAAUUGGCAGCCUAGUUAUUAAACUGAACGCCACUGAUUUAGAUGAGGGGUCUAACUCUGAUAUCAUUUAUUCAUAUAGUUUAUACACAUCAGAGAGGACGCAACAGAUGUUUAAUCUUAAUCCAGAAAAUGGUGAAAUUAGAGUGAGAGAGAUGAUCAACUAUGAAGACUUUAAGCUUUAUGACAUGGAAGUUAUUGCCAGUGAUAAGGGGCCAAACUCCUUAUCUGGACAGUGUAAACUGACAAUACAGGUGACUGACAUGAAUGAUAACCAUCCAGAAAUAUCCAUCAAAUCAUUUCAGAGUCCAAUCAAAGAGAAUGAACCCAUAGACACAGUGAUAGCUGUGGUUAGUGAGUGAUAAAGACUCAGGGACAAUGGAGUGGUUGAUCUUCAUAUCCCAGAUAACAUGCCGUUCAAACUGAGGGAGUCCUCUGAUAACUAUUAUGAAUUAGUGGUGUCAGAGCCCUUAGACCGUGAGAAGGUUCCAGAAUAUGACAUCACUUUCACUGUGACAGACAGAGGGUCUCCUCCUUUAUCUGACAAUGAGACGAUGACCUUAGAGCUGCUGGAUGUCAACGACAACGUCCCACAGUUCCCUCAGUCAUUUUAUACUAUACGUGUCAUGGAGAAUAACGCACCUGGAGCCCUGCUCAGCUCGCUCACUGCCUUUGACCCUGACCUCCAUGAAAACCAGUAUCUGGUUUAUUUCAUCAUCGAGAAGGAGAUAGCCAACACCUCCAUGUCCAUGCUGUUCUCCAUCAACCCAGAGAACGGAAAUCUUUACGCACUCAAAACGUUUGACUAUGAGAUCGAGAAGGACUUUCUCUUCCACAUCGAGGCCAGAGACUCUGGCUCUCCUCCACUCAGCAGCAACGUCACGGUGCACAUCAUCAUCGUGGACCAGAACGACAACGCUCCUGUCAUCGUGUCACCGUGGCGUGCGCACGGCUCGGUGGUGGAGGAGAAGAUCCCCAGGUCCACUGACAAAGGCUCUCUGGUCGCCAAGGUGAUCGCCUUGGACACAGACUCUGUGCACAACUCUCGGAUCACAUACCAGUUCCUGCAGGUGACUGACGCCACCUUGUUCAGUCUGGACCAGUACAACGGAGAGAUCCGGACCAUGAGGAUGUUCAGCUACAGAGAUCCGCGACACCAGAGACUGGUGGUUGUUGCCAAGGACAACGGGGAGCCGGCUCUGUCUGCCACAGUCACCAUCAAGCUGGCCACAGUGGAGACUGCUGUCAAGGCCUACUCUGACAUGACUGAGGUGCCUCUGGAGUACGACAUCUUCUCUGACCUCAACCUGUACCUGGUCAUCGGUCUGGGCUCCGUGUCAUUUCUCCUGCUCAUCACCAUCUUGGUCACCAUCGUGCUCAAGUGUCAGAAAAGCAAGCCCAGCAAAGCGGCUCCUCCCUGCAGGAACAGUGUGAUCAGUGAGAGGAACUCCACCAUCGCAGACUCCACUCUGGUCUCCAACGAUGCCUACUGGUACAGUCUGUUUCUAGCAGAGACCAGGAAAGGAAAGCUGGUGGUCAGACAGCCUGUGCCAAAGGGCUCCAGAUACAUCGUGUCCAGCAUCCCGAGAGGAACAGGACUCACUGACACCAGUGACUCAGCAGCAUCCACUCUGCAGGUAAGAGAACAGAUAGAAUUUCUUCUCAUGUUCUAG